AUGUUGACUCAAUCCUGUGGCAACGUCCCGUUUCUAAUAGCACUGAGUGAAUCAUUCGAGCACAGUAAGCUGCUUUUAGACGAUAAUGAAUAUGACAACUUUCUGUGGGAUAUACUGAAACACGCACUGAUAGCUCUUGCACCCGAAACUAAAAAAAUAGUCCUGGUUGUGGAUGGUGUCGAGGAGGCCCUGUGUGACCAGCAACCCUUUUUGGUUAAACUAAAAUCUAUGCUAUCAGGUAUUCCGAAUAUGAAACUGAUAACCCUUGGCACGGACCAGCCUAUGGUAGAAGAAGGUCUGCUCCGCGUACAUAUCAUGCCAGAUAUGAUUACCAACGAUAUAUCUGUUGUCAUUCGAACAUUAUUCGAAGGCGAGCAGACAUGGCGGGGUCUUUCUGAGCUUGAUCAAGAAAUUAUCAUCGAUCAAAUCACUGAAACGAGUGAGGGGUCCUUUUUGUGGGCGAAGCUCGCAUUCAGACACACUUGUGUUCAGGAAACCUCGGAUCAACUUCAGGAGGCCGUGGAAAAUCUCACCACCAACAAACCCAGUAUCUCCGACCUGAUUCUUCUUAUUCUGAACCAAGAGGAUGUGUUUAUUGAGGCUAAAAAUAUGCUCCCACUACUGGCCAUUUCCCAGCGUCCUUUGCGUCCGGCUGAGCUCAAGAUCUUGGCUUCUAUCUUGAUCGACAAACAAAUUGCCCCUGUCAAUGACAUUGAACAUCAUGCCUCCCUUUACCAAACCUUGAGUCCUCUUAACGAAUUAGUUUCUCUCGCGGGCGAUCUGAUUUCCCUUGGUCAUAGAAUGAUAAAAGACGGAAUCUUGGAUCUCUUGUCCCAAAGAAAGUUGGACUACCACGAGGAUCCCGAUAUUGACUUCCUUACUCGGCUCUUCAUCUAUCUCAAAUGUUCUAUUGAAAAUUCGAGUGAGCCUGCCUUCGAUGCACUUGAUCAGGACACUGCCGUCACAUUGCAAAGCCAGAAGCCACUGCUUCAAUACGCUCUUCGAUACUGGCCUGCUCAUUUCCAAAGCCUGUCUGCUUCCCAGAAGGACAGUACUAUUGAUCACUUGGAGAAGAUUACCAACGUCCUCCUAAUGUCAACGACUUUCAUCAGACUUCUUAGCACUGUUUGGGACGUGCUAUCAAAGCCUGACUGCUUAAGGUACCAUGAAACUAUGACCGGCCUCUACCGCAAGUCAGUUGGUGAUGAUCAUGUUGUUACCUUGCAGUGUAUAAUACUCCAGGCAUCCCAAUAUCACCAAGUCGGCUCUAUUAACAAAGCCAUUGCCCUUUAUUAUGAAGCAGCCAUGCUCAGUCGAAAAGCUCUGGCGAAGCAACUUCUUUUAACAUCCAAGUUGGUCAACCAAUUCUUAGAGUUGACUAAGGAUCAGAGCACGAGCUCCGACACCUGGGUUAUACGUUGCAGGCAUGAAUGUUUGUUGCUCCUUGUAGAAUGUGAUAAGCUUCAAUACGGGGAUACAUCGGGAGAGUUUAUUGCCGCAACAAAGUUAUUGGCUGAGCAUCACGAAGUACUUGGCGAGGAGCGACAAGCUCAGGAGAUCCUCGCCUCCAUCAAACCCUCCAGCGCAUAA
This is a messenger RNA of Penicillium malachiteum, 1590 nucleotides long. RefSeq lists its product as uncharacterized. Bases 1 to 1590 code for a protein of 529 amino acids. The record is from RefSeq and is a predicted model, not a curated record. NCBI's taxonomy places the organism in Eukaryota, Fungi, Ascomycota, Eurotiomycetes, Eurotiales, Aspergillaceae. The transcript has a single exon.